Monomorium pharaonis (pharaoh ant) is the source of this 2548-nucleotide messenger RNA. RefSeq lists its product as uncharacterized. The record is from RefSeq and is a predicted model, not a curated record. NCBI's taxonomy places the organism in Eukaryota, Metazoa, Arthropoda, Insecta, Hymenoptera, Formicidae. The transcript has 4 exons. Bases 348 to 1409 code for a protein of 353 amino acids.
ACCAUAAGUAAUUGACCAAUUAUAUUCGAUUAUUCUUCUCACACUCAACUAUAAUUGGUCAGUUUUACUAACAACAUACUACUACAACCAUUGUAGACCUUGCUUUAGUGUCCCCUCCAUUUCCUUCUUGGUGGAGAACUUGGAGAACGGGGCCGCGUCUAUAUUCUGGCACCACUACCUCAGCCUGCAGAUGUUCAUUUGUUUUUAAAGUGCUGUGAAAUUAGAUUUGCACUGGGAUGAUUUGAUAACACGUGGUUUCGGUUAUAACCUUUUUCCUACGUUCAGAAUCAUUUUUUUCUCUAGACUAUCAUUCCCUUGCUCGAUAUAUAAGUUGAAGAAUCGUGAGGAUGCCGCGUCCCACAAAAAAUUUGAACAAUGACUUUGAGCCAAAGAAAGCUACUCGUCGUAUGCAGACUAAAAUGCAUAUAAAAAAUGACGUGAUGAAUCCUCCAUUACGCCGCAGCAACAGACUGAAGCAGAAUAAAUCUUUGCCAGUUUCUGAAAGUAGUAAUAAGAGUGUUAGCAGUAGUCGGGUAACCCAGAAUUUCAGAAAACGAACAGCAACUGUGAAUUCACAAGAACACUGUGAAGACACAAUGAAAAAACUACAUACCAGAAAACAUUCUAAUCAUUCAAAGAUCAAUGAGAUAAAUGUUAAGAUCCCUUCGAAAAAAACACUUCGAAAACGAACUGUAAAUCAAAGCUCAGAUGAUGCAAAUCUUGAAGGCACAUCUACCAACACUCGAGCAGUUAGGCAUGCUGAUUCCAAGAUACAAUCAACAUUGCCAGGAGCUAGAACCACACGCAAGAGGAAAGUUAACUCUUAUGACACAAAGGUGUUGCCUGAUCAAAAUAAGAGCCUAACUGGUUCCCCAAUUAAAAAGCGCAGGCAAACGUCCAAAUUGUCAUUGAGUUCUUCGGUCAAAGAGCAAAGUGGAUUGAAAGAGCAUGAACGAUUGGAUACUAUAAUAAUCGAAGCUACUAAUAACACAAAUUUAGAAAAAGAGACUUCAGAAGAUUCAGCAAAAUCAGAUGGAACACUGCAUUUUGGAGAGAACGAAGACAACGAUUUUAAUGAUAACGAUUCUGAUGACAGCUAUUUUGACGAUGAUUACAAUUACUGGGGAUACGAUUCUUACGAUGGUUACGAUUAUUGGGAUGAUUACGAUUACGAUAACAAUUCUGAUGAUGAUUAUUGGGAUGAUUCUUUUAAUAACAGUUCAGAUUCUUCAGAUGAUGACGAUGAAAAUAAUGAAGAAACAGAUCAUGGUAGAGAUAAUAAUUUAAUUAGGCCAUUGAGAUUUUUUCCAGUAUAUUAUCCAAUAUAUUACCAAUAUCCAGUAUAUUACCAAUAUCCAGUAUAUUACCAAUAUAUGUAUUACAUGUUAGCUGGGUUCAACAUAUUUUAGUAAUCCAAUACUGUUUUCUUUAAAAUUCAUUUAAAGAUUUGAUAGAGAAGAUAAAAAAGACCAAUGAAAAAAAAGAUAUGUAAGGUACGAAAAAAGCUACAAGUACAAAAAGAAAUUGGAGAUGACUAAGAUAAGCGCAUAUUGAUAUAGCAAAAAUGCGAACUGAAAAUGAAGAUAAUAAGACUACAAAGAAAGAAUAAAACGGUCAGAGAAGACGAAAAACAAAUUUGUUAGUUGCCAAAAGGAAGCAAUUUCUUCACAUGCCAGUAUACAUCUAAUACAUAAACUAUCCGAAAUUCAUAGAAGUAAGAACAAAUCUGUCGAUAUUUUGUCACGAAUUGAGAGCAGUGAUACCAAAGUAGGAUUUAGUAAAGAUUUUAUAAAGGUGCGAAAAUAACAAAAAAGUGAAUUAUAAUUGUGAUAAUUAAAAUGCAGUUCGAUAGUUUUUAUUUUACUAUUUGUGCAACAAUGCAGUUUUUAUUUUCCUAUUUAUAAAUUGGUUUCGUUCUCUUUUCAAGAGAAUCGUUUGUACCAUAUUGCAUCAUUCAAAAGGAAUUCGGAAUAGUAUGCACUCAGAAUGAUUGAAAGUUUGUUUGAUUUAAGGAACUAUGCAGUAACUAUAAGCUUCUGUGAUUAAUUUUUAUCAGUCAAUAGAAUGUCCUUAUUAGCCUUAUAGACAUUUAAUAUUGUUUUAAAUUUCUGUAAUGUCCAUUUUCAUCAGUAUAGAUGUAAAUUUUGAUCUCAAUUUGUGUUUUUAUUUUUUAUUAAUUCUUAGAAUAAUAAAAUUAAAUCAAAUUAAUUGACAGAGUUAAUCCACAUUCCACAUUGAUGGAAAUGGACAAAAGCGUUAUAGAUUAAGAAUAAUAGAUUACACGAUACUUAUAUAUCUUGGUUUCAAAAUUCAGUCAGUAUUGAAAAUCUAGAAUAUGCAUGAACUGUAGAUUUUCAGCACUGAUGAUAUAUAUAUUUAGAAUGUAACCUUUGACUGAGAUUACCCAGCAUACCAAAAUAAGAUUUCUGUUAUUAUUAAUGAUUUAGUUUAUCAUUUAUUUCAUUUACUAAUGUAUUUCCAAUCAGUUUCCGUUGAGACCUGUGCGAAAAAUAAAAGAAAAAUGAUUAAUCUUGAGCUUUUAUUUCUA